This is a messenger RNA of Thamnophis elegans (Western terrestrial garter snake), 2354 nucleotides long. RefSeq names its product chromosome 16 C9orf43 homolog (gene C16H9orf43). Lineage: Eukaryota; Metazoa; Chordata; Lepidosauria; Squamata; Natricidae. Bases 92 to 1579 code for a protein of 495 amino acids. The record is from RefSeq and is a predicted model, not a curated record. The transcript is spliced from 12 exons.
CGGCCGCAGUGCACCCUGGGAAACGAGGGCCGCUUCUCGUUGCCAUGGCGACGGCGCCCAGUUUACCUCAGGCAGAAAGUUGCUGACAGCAAUGGGUAUAGUCAAUAUCGGUGCUCAAUGGGAUGAAACCAUUUGCAAUAUGAUCGCUUGUCAGCAUCCACCCUGCUGGGAGUCUAUGCGGAGAAUCGAAAGUGGGCAUCCUCACCUUUUGCUGAAGAACGUAGUCAUACCUGGAAAAGAUUCCCCAGCUUCUGAAGGCAAACUGCCAACCCUGAAGAUUGUUGACCUUCCCCUCCAUUAUCCUCGGAGAGAACAGUUUAAAUGUCUGGGAAGUUUUGAAUUCAACUCCAAGACAAUUUCCAGUAGCAAAGAAGCUAGAAAUUGCUUUUCAAAAUCUAUUCUGAAUAAUGAUUGGAUACCCCCCAUUUCAGUAUUAAGUUCAGAAAAGAAUCAUUUUCCAGGCCUGAACUCCAGAAUGGAAUCUCAGUCUCUCCACUUCCCACCAAUAAGUUUAACCUCCUCGAGGCAACCUGAGAAGAUGCAGGUGACAGACCUCUCCGAAUUUGUAGUGCAAAGACUGGGUUCCCAGGCACCCUGUGGAAGCACGGUUUUCCGGUGGGUUCCAGACAUGCGACCCAGAUUCCUGCAGUCUGAGAAUCCUAGCGGGAGAGAAAAGGCGACCCCUCCAAAAAUAUGUGUGAAGGACCUAGCUUUGGAAAGUCUCUGCUCUCUCCAGGAUCAUCAAGGGACUAAAAGAAAAAAGUCAAAUAAAAUUCCUACAGGGGGUCAGCCUUACUUUCGUCAUCUAAGGCGGAAUCAAAAGUCUAACAAUAAAUCAAGUUCUGUAGGCCAACAAAGGAGCAUGGAUGACAGCCUCCUCGGGACAAGGAAACACCCCUUGCCUGCUCUGCAUCUGUUGCUACAAAAUGUGGAAGGGUUGACUCAGGAGAGCAAAAGAGCAAGGGCGCUGCUGGAGACCAAGGAGAAACUGGCAGCCCCCUUUAUUGUGCAGAAGGCGCCCCGUUUUAACCUGUCUGAAGCAAAGAUCCCCAUAAAAGACAAAGACCCAGGAAGAAGCCUAGGCCGCCAGCCCAAGAUCAUCUCAGGAGGCUCAUUGGUCCUGAGACGCCUGAUGAUAGAGCAGCUGGGGGAUGCUGGGAACCAUCAAGACAAGGAAGCAGGGGGCCUCCUUGAGUGUAGCCAGAUGUCCCCAGAAUCUGCUGCAGGGAAUUGCAAGCUGCAGGCAUCUCCAAGAAUGUUUGCUAAAGGAAAGUCUUGUCUGAAAUUUAUGGAAUAUAAGAGCAAUUUGGCAAGGCUGGGCAUAGAGGGCUGCGAUUCCUUUCCUUACUGCCUACCGAAAGCCAACUCCAGGUACAGACGGUAUUGCGAGCAUCUGCCAAACUGGAAGGAAGCCACUCCGGCUGAGAGGGAUGCUUCAGACAUCAGCAGGGAGGUUUGGCCCAAAGAAGACUCGCAGGAAGCAGCCAGGACCUUUGCUCCGCUACAGUCCCCGGGGCCCCCUCCUCCCUCCCCCACCCUCUCUGAGAACAGCCCUAAUUCUGCCCCUGGCUUCACUUGAAUCCAGAAGGGGCAGGGAGGAGGGGGCGGCUGGGUGGGUUAUCAGCAGCCAACUCCCAAGGAUGGUUACUUCUAUUUUAAAAGAAGGGGGGGCACACUCUUGAACUUACAACCAUUAAAAUUCCUGCUUCCCGACUUUGUGCCUCUCUGAGCCUUGUCUCCAAAAAACCGCCUUUGGUGAUAACCAAUAGGUGGGAUGCUGGGCGGCCAGAAAAAGAACUUGAGCGGCCUAUGCAGCGCUCGUGUUAAGGGGCUCUUGAAGACAACUCAGGGGUUAUGUUUUAAAAGGGAAGGCAAGUCAAAGGACGGCAAGGGCGCUCCGUUUGCUAGAGGGCCGCUGAAGGAGCAGACGGGGAUGUGAAAAGGCGGGCGAUUCCCUCUCCACACUCCUCUUCCUGGGCAACAGUCCUCCUGGAGGGCACAGAGUGAGUCGGCGGAAGGCGCUUUGUCGGUCUUCCCAGCCGGCUUCCGAGUCACACAAAAGUCCUGGAAGAAAGACGGAGCCCCUCAGCUGUGAAACUGAGCAGAACCCGGAGGCCUUCAGCUCGAGUGGGCCUUUCGGAAGCCAGUCAGUUGUUGCUAUCAUUCAUUUCUUUCCCCUUCUGUGAGCAGCGAGGUACUUUUGCAAGGGACUUGGAAGAGGAAAUAAUUAGUUUACUUCGGAAUGAUUAGGUCUUGGAAACAAAUAUUCAGGGCUCCCUAUGCUUCAGAUUCAUGAUCUAAAUAAUUUAGUGUCCUUUAUAAAUAUGACCACCCCUAAUAAAUAGGACUUCUUG